Nicotiana tabacum (common tobacco) is the source of this 1988-nucleotide messenger RNA. RefSeq lists its product as uncharacterized. Gene Ontology annotation, molecular function: protein binding. The record is from RefSeq and is a predicted model, not a curated record. NCBI's taxonomy places the organism in Eukaryota, Viridiplantae, Streptophyta, Magnoliopsida, Solanales, Solanaceae.
AAAAUCCUCCAUUUUUUCUCAUUUCUUCAAAACUCAAAAAAUAAAAAAUAAAAAAUGGUUUCACUUGAAGAAUCUCAGUCUCAUUCACAUUCUCAUAGUGUUAAUAGUAUUUCUAGUACUACCCAUUUCGGCCAAACACGGCCUUAUUACUAUACUCCGCCGCCGUUAUCUUCUGCCGCUAAAAUCAACCGUUCAAUUGGUCGGUCCAUGAGAACUAUCCGAUCAUCAACUACUUUCCAGUCAACUAAUUGCUCCGGCGCUGUUUCUGAAAACUCCGGUGCUAUUUCCGAGAAUCUCACCGACUCCGUUAUCGAUAUUCAUCUCGGUGAGCUUUCGAGAAAGCCUCCGGCGAACAAAUCGUCUACUUCCGAUGAGGAUUAUCUAGAACUUUCUCAAGCUUUCAGUGAUUUCUCAGCUUGUAGCAGUGAUAUCUCCGGAGAGUUACAGCGGUUAGCUAGUGUUCCAGUUUCGGAUCAAGGUAACCCGAAUUCUAAACCCGAACCAGAGCCGGAACCUUGUUUCGGGUUUCUAGAAAGAGAGAAGUUUUCAACGGAGAUAAUCGAGAGUAUUUCGCCGGAGGAUCUUCAACCGACGGUGAAACUCUGCGUCGACAGCUUAAAUUCUCCUUCAGUCGCUGUUAAAAGAUCAGCGGCAGCUAAAUUAAGGCUAUUAGCUAAAAACAGGGCUGAUAAUCGUGCUUUAAUCGGCGAAUCAGGUGCGAUUCCAGUCCUAAUUCCACUUCUCCGGUGCACCGACCCGUGGACGCAAGAACACGCAGUAACAGCACUGUUAAAUCUAUCACUUCACGAGCCAAACAAGACCUUGAUCACUUCCUCAGGGGCAAUAAAGUCAUUAAUCUACGUGCUUAAAACCGGGACCGACACGUCCAAACAGAAUGCUGCGUGUGGGCUUUUAAGCUUAGCUUUAGUUGAUGAAAAUAAGCUUUCAAUUGGUGCUUGCGGUGCUAUUCCACCAUUAGUUGGGUUGUUAAUUAAUGGAACAAAUAGAGGGAAAAAAGAUGCUUUAACAACUCUUUACAAGUUAUGUUCAGUAAAAUUAAAUAAAGAGAGGGCUAUUGUUGCAGGUGCAGUGAAGCCAUUAGUAGGGCUAGUUUGUGAAAACGGGAAUGGAUUAGCCGAAAAGGCAAUGGUUGUGUUGAGUAUAUUGGCUGGGAUUGAAAUGGGGAAAGUGGCUAUUGUUGAAGAAGGGGGAAUUGCUGCACUUGUUGAAGCUAUUGAAGAUGGUUCUGAUAAAGGAAGAGAAUUUGCUGUGUUGACACUAUUGCAGCUUUGUGUGGAUAGUGUUAGAAACAGAGGGCUUCUUGUUAGAGAAGGUGGAAUUCCUCCUCUUGUUGCCUUGUCUCAGAAUGGUACUGCUAAAGCUAAGCACAAGGCAGAAACUCUAUUGGGAUACUUGAGAGAACCAAGACAAGAAGCUUCAAGUUCAACUCCUUGAGAGUAAUAGUAGUUUUAGACUAGUAUUUCUACUGUAGUGGUUUUGUUCUGUAUAUAGGAAGAAGUGGUUUGAAGAGUUUGUAUAGAGUGUUUUAGAAAUUUGGGAGUAAUGGAUGAUCUCAGAUAAUAUAAAAAACUAAAAAAUAAAUAUUAUUAGAAGCUAGUGAAGAAACUCUGACCUUAUUUUUGACUAGGUUUUUAGAGGAAGGGUUCUCAUGUCCCUCUUGAAUUAUUAACUGGUGCUGGUUUUUUGGGAGGGGGAUGGAGUUUACCUGGUUUUGGGUUUUUUUCUCUUUGGUUUGGUGAGAAUUUGGGUUAUUAUCCUCUAAUUUUGUUUGUGAGGUCCAAGUUCUUGUAGAAGGGUUACUAAUUUUCUUGAUUUUUAGUGUGUGAAAAUCAACUACUAGCAUAGUAGGCUAGAGGUUGUUUUUUCCUUUUUUUGAACAUGAAUAUAUGCUAGUGUAUGAAGCAAAACAUAUUUGGCCAUUUAUGUGAUAUUUUCAUGAUUUAUGAACAUCAAAAUUUCCAAGCUUA